Molecule: messenger RNA, 279 nt
Organism: Saprolegnia parasitica CBS 223.65
Lineage: Eukaryota; Oomycota; Saprolegniomycetes; Saprolegniales; Saprolegniaceae
Exons: 2
Source: RefSeq, a predicted model, not a curated record
AUGUCGCCGCCCAAGUCCUUCUACUACGCGUUCAUGCAGCGGCACUUGACGGCGGUGACGCUUCUCGCGACGGCGCUCACGGACGUGGCCAACACCGCGCUCUUGCCGUCGCCGACCAACUGCUACGUGGGCACGACGCUCGGGUGGCUCGCCUCCGGCGUCUGGACCGCCUGCCUCGUCGCGCAGCUGCUCAAGGACGAGUUCUACUCCAAGUGCCGCGGCCUCAGCAUCCUCUGGGCGUGGAUGAACUUGACGGCGGCGUCGCUCAACGGCCUCGCU